Messenger RNA from Penicillium subrubescens, 1185 nucleotides. RefSeq names its product GSK family serine/threonine-protein kinase. The record is from RefSeq and is a predicted model, not a curated record. Bases 1 to 1185 code for a protein of 394 amino acids. The transcript has 7 exons. Gene Ontology annotation, cellular component: cytoplasm. Gene Ontology annotation, molecular function: protein serine/threonine kinase activity; protein serine/threonine/tyrosine kinase activity; ATP binding. Lineage: Eukaryota; Fungi; Ascomycota; Eurotiomycetes; Eurotiales; Aspergillaceae. Gene Ontology annotation, biological process: protein phosphorylation; signal transduction.
AUGUCACAGAGUCGGCCUGGGUUGUUCCCAAGUUUGCGCAUGGGUGAGGUCAUCCGCGAAAAGGUCCAAGAUGGCCUGACAGGCGAGCACAAGGAGAUCUCGUAUACCCAGUGCAAGAUCGUCGGCAAUGGAUCGUUCGGUGUCGUGUUUCAGACCAAGAUGGCCCCCAGCGGCGAGGACGCUGCCAUCAAGAGAGUCUUGCAAGACAAGCGGUUCAAGAACCGUGAGCUUCAGAUUAUGCGGAUCGUGCGCCAUCCCAACAUCGUCGAACUGAAGGCUUUCUACUACUCUAACGGCGACAGGAAAGAUGAAGUCUACCUCAAUCUUGUCCUCGAAUACGUCCCCGAAACCGUGUACCGCGCAUCGCGGUAUUUCAACAAGUUGAAGACCACAAUGCCCAUGUUGGAGGUCAAGCUCUACAUCUAUCAACUCUUCCGGUCGCUGGCCUACAUCCACUCACAAGGCAUCUGCCAUCGAGACAUCAAGCCCCAGAAUUUGCUCCUGGACCCCAAUACUGGCAUUCUGAAGCUCUGCGAUUUCGGUUCCGCCAAGAUUCUCAUCGAAAACGAACCCAAUGUGUCCUACAUCUGUUCUCGUUACUACCGAGCGCCUGAGUUGAUCUUCGGUGCUACUAACUACACGACGAAGAUUGAUGUCUGGUCAACUGGUUGUGUGAUGGCUGAACUGAUGCUGGGCCAACCCCUCUUCCCUGGUGAAUCGGGCAUUGACCAGCUGGUGGAAAUCAUCAAGGUGCUCGGCACCCCGACUCGGGAGCAGAUUCGCACCAUGAACCCCAAUUACAUGGAGCACAAGUUCCCUCAAAUCAAGCCCCAUCCCUUCAAUAAGGUCUUCCGCAAGGCGCCCCCAGAGGCCAUUGACCUGAUCUCGGCGCUCCUGGAAUACACUCCUACCCAACGGUUGUCGGCCAUUGAAGCCAUGUGCCAUCCCUUCUUCGACGAACUGCGGGAUCCGGCUACUCGGUUCCCCGACUCGCGACACCACAACAACCCGCCCAAGGACUUGCCCGCUCUCUUCAACUUCACACGGCAUGAACUCUCGAUUGCCCCCGAAUUGAACGCCCAGAUCGUCCCCCCUCACGCUCGCGCAGAUCUUGAAGCACAAGGUCUCGACAUCAACAACUUCAAGCCUCUAUCCAAAGAGGAGAUGAUGGCUCACCUCGAUUGA